GAUAUCAUCUGAUAUAAAUCCUUUGAACUUUCCAGACCCUAAAGGUCUUGUAAUUGAAUCGUGAACGCAAGGAGCAGUACAUGCAUCCGAAGGUCUCCAAUUCUACCUUCAUUCCCUUUUCUACCCCCUCCUUUCAUCUGCGGUUCGUCCGCUCCGCAAAAUGGCAGCGCCCCAUACACCCCAGGCCCUUAACGGGUGUGGGGACGAGGACCGCCAGUCUUCUUCCUCGGAGCAACUCGAAGCCGCGUCUGAUAAGGUGAAGGACCUCGAGAAUCAACGACAGCCCGGGGUGCAGUCCGAUUCGGACACAGAUGAUAUCGGAAGACAGAUCGAGAUGGAGGCGGGUAACUCCAUCAAAUAUCGAACAUGUAGUUGGCAAAAGACGGCUGCGCUGCUCUUUUCUGAAUAUAUCUGCUUGGCUAUCAUGUCGUUCCCUUGGUCUUAUUCCGUUCUAGGGCUAGUCCCAGGAUUAAUUCUGACAGCCGUCAUCGCCGGGAUUGUGCUUUACACUUCUCUGAUUACCUGGAGAUUCUGUCUGCGCCACCCUCAUGUUCGCGACGUAUGUGAUAUCGGCCAGCACCUCUUCUGGGAUUCGAAGAUUGCCUGGUAUCUGACCGCCGUAAUGUUUUUGCUGAACAACACCUUUAUUCAGGGUUUGCAUUGCUUGGUGGGCGCCGAAUGGCUCAACACGAUUUCCCAUCAUGGCACUUGUACCAUCACCUUCUCUUUCAUUACGGCCAUUGUCUCCUUCAUCUUCUCACUCCCAAGAACAUUCAGCACGCUGUCCAAGGUUGCGACGUUCUCGGCACUGUUCACCUUUAUAUCAGUGAUGUUGGCCGUUAUCUUCACGGCUAUUGAGGAUCAUCCCGCCAAAUACACUUCAGCGAAAGGGGACCCAAUUGUGACUGCCGUUCCUGUGGCUGGGACAACGUUCGUUUCGGGCGUCAAUGCUUUUUUAAACAUCAGCUAUACAUUUAUCGGCCAGAUCACCCUCCCCAGUUUCAUCGCUGAGAUGAAGGAGCCCAAAGAUUUCUGGAAAUCAGUUACGGCCGUCACCAUUGCGGAAAUCAUUGUAUUCAGCCUGGUGGGCGCGAUCGUCUAUGUCUACACCGGCAACCAGUAUAUGACCGCCCCUGCGUUUGGCUCUAUCAGCAAUGAGGUGUACAAGAAGGUGUCCUUCUCGUUCAUGGUUCCGACCUUGAUUUUCCUUGGAGUGUUGUAUGCAUCUGUCUCUGCCCGUUUUCUCUUCUUCCGUCUUUUCGACGGAACGCGCCACAAAGGCAAUCAUACCGUUGUUGGAUGGGCUGCUUGGGCUGGAAUACUGGCUGUUCUUUGGGUCUUGGCCUUCAUCAUUGCGGAAGUGAUCCCCUUCUUCUCUGACCUGCUGUCUAUCAUGAGCGCAUUAUUCGAUUCGUUCUUCGGAUUUAUCUUUUGGGGUGUCGCUUACCUCCGGAUGCGGCGCGAAGACUACGGGCCGGGUUUCUAUAAGAAUCGAGGCUUUCGAGGCUGGUUCGGUUUUAUUCUGAAUAUUUUCCUGAUCAUUGUCGGUCUAUUUUUCCUAGGACCCGGAACCUAUGCCGCCGUUGACAGCGUGGUCUUGAACUAUCAAGCUGGAACCGUGGGUAGUGCCUUCUCCUGCGCUGAUAACGGACUGUGAUGAGUUUACAUUGUGUUUGACCAUUUUCUUUCCUUUACUCCUUCUAUAUUCCCCCCCUUUUUUUCAUGUCAUGUUUCGGGAUAAUAACAUAUGUAUCUUCCAACGUGUACGGCCCUGGAGGUUUCGAAAUGACUGCGGGAGGACUUGUUUUAUCGUUAUGAGUGUAUUCGGGUUGCAGCAGCUUUUCUGCCAGACUGACUACCUAUUUGUGUUAUUGUGGUAAUGAAUCCGAAUGGCACUGCAGCGACGAAGUAGCUCUCUCGCAGACGGUUGUCAGGCGUUGAGAUAGCCUGACUUCUCAGGACCACAUACGGCUCUCUUCCGUGGUCCGGGGUGAGAGAUAUCAUUAUCACCCUUUUCGCAGCAGGUUCCGAUCCAGGCUCUCUUGAUCCACAGUUAUUGUAAAUAUGAAUGUUUAUCGAGUAAAGGAAAUCCGCCCGUCGGGGACGGAGUGACAAGAGUACGGC
Messenger RNA from Aspergillus alliaceus, 2124 nucleotides. Its product is annotated as putative neutral amino acid permease. Gene Ontology annotation, cellular component: vacuolar membrane. The coding region runs from base 161 to 1657 and encodes 498 amino acids. Gene Ontology annotation, biological process: amino acid transmembrane transport. The record is from RefSeq and is a predicted model, not a curated record. Gene Ontology annotation, molecular function: amino acid transmembrane transporter activity. NCBI's taxonomy places the organism in Eukaryota, Fungi, Ascomycota, Eurotiomycetes, Eurotiales, Aspergillaceae. The transcript is spliced from 6 exons.